Molecule: messenger RNA, 819 nt
Organism: Annulohypoxylon maeteangense
Lineage: Eukaryota; Fungi; Ascomycota; Sordariomycetes; Xylariales; Hypoxylaceae
Product: N-acetyltransferase
Exons: 2
Coding region: 229-780 (183 amino acids)
Biological process (GO): protein acetylation
Molecular function (GO): N-acetyltransferase activity
Source: RefSeq, a predicted model, not a curated record
UUAGGUAGACAUCCAUAGAUUAUUUUCUGUGCCCCUCUACUGCUACUCCAACAUUGAACGAACCCUGCAUGUGGGCCACUUCUAUACUAGUACUGCAUGAAGGGCGUGGUCCAAUAUCACCAAUAUUUAAAGUCCCAAGUAUUGUAGUGGUAUAACAAUCCAUUGUGUCAACUCGUCGAAGUCGCAGUAAGGAUCAUUCCCAGGGACCUGAGAAAAAUUAUUCCCACAAUGGCACCGGUACCUUGUAAAGUUCGGCAUGCUCACCGAGAGGAUGUGCCAACUAUUCUCGAAUUGAUCCGAGAGCUAGCCGACUAUGAGCAUGAGCUCGAUGCUGUCGAAGCAACCGAGGCUACGCUUCUGUCUACUAUAGCAUUCGCCCCCGACAAUGUCGAGUCGACUUCUACUGCCCCAAACACAGAGCCUACAUCGCCGUCUAGACCAGCACGGUGCCUCCUCCUAUUCAACGAGGAAGGGAAACCAGCCGGAAUGGCGUUGUACUUUUACAACUAUAGCACGUGGCGAGCGAAAGCAGGUAUCUAUCUCGAAGACUUGUUUGUUCGACCGACGGAGCGGAAGAAGGGGUACGGGAAGAAGCUGCUGGUUGAGUUGGCAAAGGAGGUAGUCGCCACAAACGGCGGUAGGCUCGAGUGGAGUGUGCUGAAGUGGAACGAGCCGAGCAUCAAAUUCUACGAAUCCAUCGGAGCUAAGCCGAUGAACGAAUGGGUUGGCAUGCGAGUCGAUCGCGAGGGCCUGACGAAGUUGGCUGGCCUUCUAGACUAAGCGAGUCUAAAUAUAAAGGCACGUAUCAUAUAACCUUAG